CUUCCCUCUGAAUAACCGGUUUUCAGGUGCACACAUUUUUCAGUUGCAUGUCAUUAGGGAUCAUAUCUAAACAGGUUAAUUAAUUUACUGCGUUUAAAGUCAGUAAACCGUGUGCUUGGCCUUUGGAUGGCUGUGAGGGAGCAUGACGUCCCCCGGUCUCUAAGUGCAGUAUGACGUCAGCGCUGGGGGCCCCAUGGAGAAGUUAAAAGGGCUGUAGUUCCCGUCUCCACUAAGGGACCCCCACCACUGAGCCGUCGCCUCCUCCGAGCUCUGCUUUCCAGAAUGCAGUUCCAGCGUACCACCUGCACUCUCGGCCUCCUGGGGCCCCUCCUGCUCCUGGCCCUGUGCUUCUGCGGCUCUGCCAGCCAGCCAGACUUGCAGCCCCGGGACUUCUUCCCCGAAGCCCAGACCGCCGAGAGGGGUCCACAGGACUGGAGCAGACAGCUCAUCGGGGAACUCCUGCGGCCAGCACGGUUCGGUGAAUCCAUGCAUCUGGACGCGCGGCGGUCGGCCAGCAACUCCAGCACCCCGGGCAGCCGUCAGAGAAAGCCCGGAUGCAGGAAUAUCUACUGGAAAGGCCCCACGGCUUGCUGAUCCCCCUGUGCUACUGGCUCCUAAUAAAACCCUUUCGUCUCUCCUUCUCGAAAGCAUGUUGAGAUCUCCCUCCCCGUUAUCACACGGCGCUAUGGUGGUCUCUGUACAAACCAAGGCAAAGAGAUGACGAUUGUAGAAUCACUUCUCCAUAAAGUUUAUUCUGGUUAAUUAGGGAUUUCUUGCUUACCUUUCGGUCUAAUUAUGAAACAUUUAGAGAUUGUUCUAUUCUGUACAUUUUGUUUGUA
This is a messenger RNA of Brienomyrus brachyistius, 839 nucleotides long. RefSeq names its product somatostatin-2-like. The coding region runs from base 283 to 594 and encodes 103 amino acids. NCBI's taxonomy places the organism in Eukaryota, Metazoa, Chordata, Actinopteri, Osteoglossiformes, Mormyridae. The transcript is spliced from 2 exons. Gene Ontology annotation, molecular function: hormone activity. The record is from RefSeq and is a predicted model, not a curated record. Gene Ontology annotation, cellular component: extracellular region.